Bactrocera dorsalis (oriental fruit fly) is the source of this 4412-nucleotide messenger RNA. RefSeq lists its product as uncharacterized. The record is from RefSeq and is a predicted model, not a curated record. The coding region runs from base 2192 to 3364 and encodes 390 amino acids. Lineage: Eukaryota; Metazoa; Arthropoda; Insecta; Diptera; Tephritidae. The transcript is spliced from 2 exons. Gene Ontology annotation, molecular function: ATP hydrolysis activity; DNA helicase activity. Gene Ontology annotation, biological process: telomere maintenance; DNA repair.
AUUUAACUUUGAAGUACGACGACAUUGCAAAACAUAAAAAGGCUCAUGAAAAUUUCUAUAGAAAAUUUCGGAAAAAUCAAUUUGGUUAUUCAUGUACAGUCUGUGAUAGAUUAUGGUUUAAAAAAUGACUUAAAAAAGGCAUCUGACAAUUAUAAAGAUCUAUUGAAGAAAAUAACGAAUAUCAACAACAUUAAAGAUGCAAUGAUUUGUUCGACAUGUAAAGUUGGUCUUGACAAGCAAACUAUUCCAAUAUUGUCAUGGUACAAUGGAUUUAAAUAUCCAGAAAUUCCUGCACAAUUACCGAAACUUGACCUAGUUACGGAAAGAGCAAUUUCUCCUCGUCUCCCAUUUAUGCAGAUACGAAGACUACGGCAUGUGCAUGGGCAGUUUGGUAUAUACGGUCAGGUUAUAAAUGUGCCAGUAUCUGUGGAUACAAUGGUCAAUCAACUUCCAAGAGAUAUCAGCGAUGAUCAUUGCAUCUAUGUUCAUAUAAAAAAGAAACGAAUCCACAAGUCAAGCUAUUUACAAGGAUUAAUUAAUAAAAAAAAAUAUUAAGGCAUGGUUACAAUAUUUGGUAAACACGCCUCAUUAUACUUACUACAAUAUCACAAUUAAUCAUGGAUUCCUCAGUGAUGAUAAUGAAGAAACUCAACGAAAAACUCAACGAAUAAGUAACAUAGAUGAAGUCAGUGAAGAUAUCCCCAUCGAGUAGAGUCUUACAGCUCAGCAACAUACUCUUCUAUGGAACGACGAAAAAUAUUUAAGGAUCGCACCUGGAGAUCGUAGUUUAUUAUUCGAUGAACACGCGGAAGAAUUGUCAUUUCCAACUAUCUAUUUGGGACAAUUUAGAACAUUCAAAGAAAACAUUAAAGCUACACCAUUCAUGAUAGCUUCCAGUGAAUUGCGUCGUACUGACCGUCGAGCAAUGACUCCCUACCAUUUGUUGUAUAUCGCUGUGAAGAUUAUGAGAUUGAGGAUUCGAGAUUGUUUGACUGUGGCAUUCAAGGACCAAUAGUCCUAAUACCAACAUAACAAGAGAACAAAUCCAAUCAGAUGAGUACAUAAACAAUUGUAUUGAAUCGAAUCUUGCUUUCCUACGUUCAAUACCAAAUUCAACUUGGUAUUGGGCACAAAGAAAGAAAGAUCUUUUCGCAAUGAUUCGACAGAACGGCAGACCAACAGCUUUCAUGACUCUUAGCGCCAAUGAAAUAGGAUGGACGAAUCUGAUAUAGCUGUUGUAUAAAUUAGCGAACAAGGAAGCGGACAUUUCCGAGCGUGCUGCGUCGGAACUAAGUUUUAUUGAAAAAAGCACACUUAUCAAUGAAGAUGCUGUGACUUGCGCUAUCUACUUUAAUAAAUUGGUUAACGUAUUGCUCACAAUAUUACAAUCCAAAGCAUGCAGUCCUUUCGGUUGCUACAGAGUUGCUGAAUACUUUAAACGUAUUGAAUUCCAGCAUCGCGGAAGUCCGCAUGCACAUAUUUUAUUGUGGCUCGAAAAUGCUCCAGAUAAUAUGAUUGAUGAAAAUAACAGUGAAGUUAUACAUUUAAUAGACAGUUUAGUAUCAGUUUCAGCAUCUCAAGCAUCAGGAAAUAUUAAAUUACAAACUCAUAAACACACAUUUACAUGCUAUGAGAAGAUAGUUGCUAAUAAACCACAAAAAUGCAGAUUUGAAGCACCUUUUAUGCUAUGUCGCAAAACAUUGAAUCUUACACCGAUGCAAAAAACAGACGAACAUUUUCAACGAUAUGCUAAGAAAUAUGCUGAAAUCAGAUCCAAUUUAGAAAGCACAGAUUACGAUAAUAUCGAUGACUUUUACGAAAAAAAUAAUAUUCAAUCGGACGAUGAAUACCGCAACAUACUUCGUGCUGGAAUUACGAGACCCAAAAUAUUCUAUAAACGCAGUCCUACAGAAAAACGGCAUAAUCCAUUCAACCCUUUUUUUUUAAUAUUCUAAGGUCGAACAUGGAUUUUCAAAUUAUCACUGAGGAGUAUUCCUGUGCUGCCUAUGUUGUUGAGUAUGUGAACAAAACUAAUAGAGGUGUUAGUAACUUACAACGAAAUAUUAUAGAAAUAAUGAAUGAACAUCCGGAGUUCGAUAUAGUGGAUAUUACGAGAAAAAUGAGUGUAGAUAUAUUAAAUAGUGUAGAAAUGAGUAGUUAAGAGGCUGCUUGGUAUCUGCUCAGAGAGCCAAUGUCAAAGAGCUCAGUUGUUGUCAUAUAUAUAAACACAGAGUGGCCAAUUGAACGACAAAGAAUUCGAAAGACUCAAAAAGAACUAAGUGAACUGGACGAAAAUUCCACAGAUAUUUGGAAGGAAGAUUGGUUCGAUAAAUAUCAACGACGACCCGAUGAAUUAGCACAAUUUCUGUUUUUUGUUUCUAAAUAUUAUAAAAACAAAAAUGGUGUUUACGCUGAAAGAGUAGUGCCCAAAGUUAUUCGAUAUCGAAAUUAUGAUAUUGCACAAGAUUACAAUGAAUAUAGACGAGAAAUGGUCACGUUACACAUUCCAUUUAGAAAUGAAGAUGCUGAAAUUUUAGCUGAAAUGAAAUUUAACAAUAUCUACGAUGAAAAUGAAGCUCUAAUUUUGGAAAGAAGAAAAGAAUUUGAAUCAAACUUAGAUGUCGAAAAAACGAUUGAAAUCUGUCGACAAUUGUGCCGUGAAGACGGGAAUCUAGACGAUGAUGAGACUGAAAUUCAAGAUGUUGCGAAUCGCUUCCCAGAGCCCAAUACCUUUCAACUAUUGUAUUGUGAUCCAAAUGCAGAUGUUAAUAUAGAUCUUCACUUAGCAACAUUGAAUAAGUUAGGUGUUAUGGCGAAGAAGAAAAAAAAUAUUAUGGAACUAGAUCAAUUCUGUCAACUAAUGAGAUCUGCAAAUGAAAAACAAAAAGAAUUCCUUCUUCAUGUCAUCGACCACAUCCUAUCUUCAACUUCAUCACCACUACAAGUAUUCUUCACUGGACCUGCUGGAUGUGGAAAAACUUUUACCAUAAAACUUGUAAUGGAAAUUUACAAUAGAUAUUCAGAUAAUGAUGCAUACAUCACAUGCGGAUUCACAGGCAAAGCUGCAGUUGCUAUCGACGGAUCGACUGUACACACUGCGUUGAAAAUAUCGCUAUCAAAACUUUUUCCAUUAUCAACAGAGACAGCAAAUCAAUAUCGUACACUGUUCAGAUAUGUAAAAGUCUUGAUCAUAGAUGAAGUAAGCAUGAUUGGUGCAGAAUUAUUAGCUCAAAUCGAUACUAUACUAAAACAAAUAACAGGGAAUUUUGAAACGAAUUUCGGUGGAUUGGACAUGAUUUUUAUUGGUGAUUUACGGCAACUGCCGCCUGUUCGCGCCACACCAAUCUACAAACAGCCAAAAUAGCGUAUGGCAGGACCAGUACUAUGGCGAGGAUUAAAAUUUUACCAAUUGACAGAAGUGAUGCGACAAAGUAAUUCAAUAUUUUCAACAUUACUCAUAAAAAUCGGUAAUGACAUUAUAUUAACAGAUGACGAAUUAGCAAUUAUUGAAUCACGAUUCUUUACAAAGGAGCAGGCUGAUCAAUUAUGUCCACAUGGAAUUCGUAAUUUUCUUACUAAUAAUUCCGUCAAUGAAUACAAUAAUACGAUAUUGCAAUGUGCAGAUAAUAAAAUAGCAUCAAUAGCUACGGAUUUAUUUUUUGGAUGUCAAAGUACUGAACAAGAAGCUUUUCUCAAACAGAAAUUUCACAAAAUGUCAGUUAUUGAUACUGGCUAUUUACCGUACGAAAUUGUUUUCGUUCCGUACAAAUCGUAAAUUAUCACCACAAACAUUGAUGUAUCAGAUGGAUUGGCAAAUGGUGCAGUUGGUAAAUUGGUACAUAUUGAACAAAACGAACAAAAUGAAGUUACACGAGUAUGGUUAACUUUUGAGAAUUCACAAAAAGUUGGUAAAAAAACUUCGACAAAAAGCUUCCGCUUACGUUGCGGCACAUAAUAUUGAUAAACAUGCCGUCCCAAUAGAACGCAGAACAUCUACCAUUGCCAUGAAUAAUAACAAAACAAUAAAUGCAAAACGUAAUUAUUUUCCUUUAGUAUCAGGCUGCGCCAUGACAAUUCAUAAAUCUCAAGGUGGAACAUUCGAUGAAGUAGUUUAUGAAUAUCAAAGGACUCAUUCUUUAUCAUUACUUUAUGUUGUUCACGAGUUACCAGUAUUGACGGACUCAACAUAGUACCAAAAGACAAUGAUAAUAGAUUUUAUCAUGGGCGAAAAAAUGAUACAUCGAUCAUAUCUUUACAAGAUGAAUUUCGCCGAUUAUCGUUGAACACAUUGUCAACAAUAGGUAGAACGAUUCUCGAUUUUAUGAAUGACAGAAAAAAGUUGUCCAUGGUUACUUUUAAUUGCCAAAGUCUCCGAAAACACGUAUCGGACUUGAGCGAUCCCGCAAUUGAUU